UAUUUAAUUAUUAUAGACAUUACUUACACGUGAAGCACAUAUUUUAAUUAGAACAGACAUGGUUUAAUCAAUUACUAUUCCCAGUCUUGGGAUGCAAUUUUUCAGAAAUUAAUUAGAACUGAAGUGCAAAAAUCAAGCAGAUUAGUUUGUAAACUGAAUCUAGAAGUCUCCAUCAUGCUUUCGCGGACGUAUACGGUUUUGUAAAGGUAUACAAUUUUCGAGAAGCUCGCGUUGCUGUCUGCGAGUCGGCUAAUCAUACGGGAACCGUGUCCAAAUUAGCGAUGAGCGGAUAUGUCGGAGACUUGUCUGCUAAACAGGAGAGAGCGUUGCUGCAAUUUAAAGAAAGCGUAUCAGCGAUACCUCAACUGCAAGAUGAUCGCUACUUGCUACGCUGGUUGAGAGCAAGGAAUUUCAAUGUACACAAAUCAGAGAAAAUGAUCAGACAGCACAUGAGUUAUUCCAAAGAAUAUAAACUUACUGAAAUAAUGGAUUGGACACCACCAGAAGUUUUGCAACGUUUUUACCCAGCAGGAUGGUUUGGAGAGGAUCGGGAGGGAUCACCAGUCCUUUAUAUUCCUUUUGGAAAUGUUGAUUUGAGAGGUUUGCUACAUUCAGCUAAACCCUAUGAUGUAAUACGACAGAUGUUGCAACAAGGAGUGAUGUCUGUUGCAAAAAUGCAGCAGCAGUCAGAAAAGCAUGGUCGUGUUAUUGAAGAUGUCACAGUCAUUUUUGACUUAGAGAAACUGAGUAUACAGAGACAUUUGUGGAAACCAGGGAUUGAAGUCACUUGCCGGGGAUUUAAUUUGUUUGAGGCCAACUUUCCAGAAAUCCUUAAAGCUGUAUAUAUUUUAAAAGCUUCAAAGAUAUUUCCUGUUGCAUGGGGAAUUGUAAAACCAUUUGUCGAAGAAAAAACAAGGAAGAAAGUCAAUGUACUUGGUGCAAAUUGGCAAGAGGAACUACGGAAGCACAUUGCUCCUGAUCAGUUGCCUGAAUAUUAUGGUGGAAAAUGCAGAGAUGCAAAUGAUGAUCCCAAAUGUGCAGAACAUAUUUGCUAUGGUGGUGACAUUCCUCAUUCCUACUAUUCAUCACAAUGUGACCGCGCAAGUGAUUCAUUGAAUGCUACUGACAUCAGUAUUUCUCGUGGAUCAAGACAUACAGUUGAUGUGGAGGUGACAAAGCCAUUGAGUGUCAUUAGGUGGGAAUUCCAAACAGAUAGUCAUGAUAUUGGAUUUGGUCUCUUCUUUAAAGGGCAGGUGGACUCUAGCAUUUCCAUGUCAGUAGAUGAAAUGGAUGAAAUGGUUUCCAUAAAACGAUGGGAUUGUCAUCGUGUGCCAGAAGAUGGUCACUUUGUGGCUGAGCUGGUUGGAACAUAUGUCAUCUGUUUUGACAACUCUCACAGCUGGCUAAGGACGAAGAAUGUCAGGUUUGUUGUAGACGUAUUGGAUCCAGUCAAGAUGGAUGAGGAAGAUGAAGUGUUAUCAUGAUUGCUGGUUCUUGUAGACAUUUGUUUUGUGAAAAGUGUUGCAAUUGAUUCUACUGUUUUAUUUGGUACUUUUGAAUGGAGGCUUAAUACAAACUUAUAUGACAAACGUCAGAAUGCUUUUACAACAAUAAAGUAUGCUUUCUGUCAAGGCUGCUGUGCAGGACAGCAAAUGCAACAUCAUAAAUAUAGAACUUUGUGACGUAAACGUUCAACAAACGAACAGAACUGUAUUUCAGAGGUGGACCACGAUAUGGGAAGUAAAUAUGGUUG
Molecule: messenger RNA, 1753 nt
Organism: Corticium candelabrum
Lineage: Eukaryota; Metazoa; Porifera; Homoscleromorpha; Homosclerophorida; Plakinidae
Product: SEC14-like protein 2
Exons: 14
Coding region: 282-1484 (400 amino acids)
Cellular component (GO): cytoplasm
Source: RefSeq, a predicted model, not a curated record